Molecule: messenger RNA, 3240 nt
Organism: Tuber melanosporum (Perigord truffle)
Lineage: Eukaryota; Fungi; Ascomycota; Pezizomycetes; Pezizales; Tuberaceae
Exons: 7
Coding region: 1-3240 (1079 amino acids)
Biological process (GO): double-strand break repair via homologous recombination; protein deubiquitination
Molecular function (GO): ubiquitin binding
Source: RefSeq, a predicted model, not a curated record
AUGGAGAGUAUUACCGGUACAGCACUGUACAGAAGCCCUCAAGUGAUGCCGUGCGCCGAUGGGAUGGGGUUGGAUGAAUUCGAAUUCCAGCGCUUGUCUCGCUCCGUCUCCCCCGUACCACCACCAAUUCCCUCACCCACCAUUCCUCCCUUCUCGCACUUGUGGUACCGGUGCUGUAGCCUGUUCCGCUUUACCGCACACACCGUCCAGCGAGCACUCUCACCCUUAGCUUCUCCAACGUCAAGACUAUACCCCACUGCACCACCCCCCCCCUAUUUGUCCAUGGCGCGCAAAGCUCGCCAACGGAUCAGCUAUAUACUACCACUCGCGAACUCUCCUGGUGGGCAUCGCUUAGGCGUCAAUAGCCUCGCUGUCGAUAAACAGGGGAUUCUUUAUUCGGCUGGUCGCGAUGGGGCUGUCUGCUCGUGGAAAAUCGGCGUUGAUCUCGCAGAUGGCGCUGCAAACUCAGCGGCUAUCCCUCGCCCCGCGCCUCCACCCUCCACCUUUUUUACACAGGCUCAGGCCCAUACCCACUGGGUUAACGACCUUGCACUCUGUCACUCCAACGCUGCUCUUGUAUCUGCUUCCUCAGACUUGACAGUAAAGCUCUGGCGACCUCAUGCGGCCGAUCAAUUACCCCCCGAGACAAUAGGCGUCCACAGUGACUAUGUCAAAUGUCUUGCGACACCCGACGAACACUCGGAUUGGGUGGCUAGCGGGGGGCUAGACCGAAAGAUCAUGAUUUGGGAUCUCAACGGGGGUGGUGAGAAAUUACAGAUUGAUGUGGGCGAUGAGGGCACUAACCCUAAGGGCUCGAUAUAUUCGCUGGGAAUUGGAGGAGGUAUCAUAGCCAGUGGUGGCCCCGAGAGCGUGGUCCGUGUUUGGGAUCCUCGAUCAGGUCAAAGGAUCACGAAGUUUGUUGGGCACACUGACAACGUGCGAUCAAUUCUUGUCAGCCAGCAGGGCAACAUUAUAUUGACUGCCUCCUCCGACACUACAAUCAAGAUGUGGAGUUUGACCGCCGGACGAUGUAUCCAUACCUUGAGUAUGCACAACGAUAGUGUUUGGUCACUCUAUUCCUCCCAUCCCAACCUGGAUAUCUUUCACUCCAGCGAUCGCUCAGGAUUGGUAGCCAAGACUGAUGUCCGAAAUGUGGAUGAGAUAGAGGAGGGUAUAUGUGUAGCAGUCUGUCAAGACCAAGAGGGCGUAAACAAGGUAGUUGCUUGUGGUGACUACCUCUGGACUGCAACUCAAAGUUCUAGUAUAAAUCGCUGGCUAGACGUGGACACCAAUACAGAUAUUGGACCAGACCCAAGGCGACCUAGACUGUCAACAACAUCCGCGUUCCCCUCCAAUGUUAGGGACCCUGAUGCUGUCACCGUAUAUUCAAUACCUAAUGCCCGGCAAGCUUCAAUAUCAGAAACUAUUCUCGACGCUGAUCCCGGGGUCCUGGUUCCCGUUAAUGAUCUUCCUGACGAAACUAUUGAGGGGCAACAUGGUCUAAUAAAGCACUUUUUACUAAAUGAUAGAAGGAGGGUCUUAACCUUAGACACGGCGGGUGAGGUGAUGAUGUGGGAUCUACUAAAAUGCAUGCCAGUCAAAUCCUUUGGCAAAAGGCAUCUCGAAGACGUUGCGGCCGAGGUAAACACUGUUGAGAGCGUGGCGAACUGGUGCCAAAUAGAUACUCGAACAGGCCGACUAGCCUGUGUCUUGGAAGAGAAUUACUGUUUCGAUGCUGAGAUGUACGCCGAUGAGGCCGACAUUGAAGAUGCAGUGGAAUUCAGGGAUGACCAAAGAAUUAAUCUUGGCAAAUGGGUACUUCGUUAUCUCUUUAGUAACCUCAUUAACGAAGAGAUCGCUCGUGAUGAGGAUUAUAGGAAAAGACUCGACAGCGAUAGAGAGGAACGUGAGCAAAUGCGGCGUACCAAUGCACCCCCACAGAUUUCGAUGCCACCAGUUACCUUCUCAUCCGAUAUUGGCACCCAAUCUCCUGGGGGGGCGAGCGUUGCCACCCCUAAGGCGCACAACGGGUUUUCACUAUUUCCACAAACUCCGGGCAUGGUAAUCGGUCUUGCAACUCCUGCGCUAACCCUCGCACCUUCUAAUAUCGCACACGCUGGAGAGGCGGCGCCCCUGCCCACCACCAAUGAAGAAGAGAGUGGACCGAGAGCUUCUCUUUCUCCUACUACGAGAGGGUCAAUUGACAAGCUAGCUACUGGUGACUAUUUCUCAACCGGAAGUACGAGUAAUGCAACGCCAACCAAACCAAUCUCAUCCGGCCCCUCACUAGGUGAAGCAGUUGACGAUGCUCCCGCAACCCCCUCCACAGCCGACAAAGAAAAGGAAGAGAAGGAUUCAUCGCUUCUUGGAAGAUGGAGAUCGUUUGGAACUAGGAAAUUGGGCCGCUCCGCCUCUACUGACACGGCAAAUAAACCCACUGUAUCAACAGUCGACGAAAAGCCAUCCGGAGACGAAUCUGCGAUAUCCGAUAAGCCCGACCCCUUAGAGGAUACGCUGCUAGGUGUCUUAAAGAAGAUCCGGGGAUCCUACGAGAUUCAAGUUCGGGAAAGGGUGGGCGAACCCUUCAGGAGCAGCAUUGCUCCCAGCUUGCCUCUCGAAACGCCAGUUUUAAAACCUCCCGGAAAUACUACGAUCAUUAUCCAGGAGGACAGGCUUGAUUUCGGAGGUGUUGCGGAUCUGUAUAGGGGCACAGUCUCUUGUGUUGGCGAGGAUGCAGACUUGCUCGAGAAAGUUGCCCCAGCCUGGCUAGGAGACCUUAUUCUCCUUAACCGUAUCCCGCUAAAGGAUACCGUGAAAGUAAGCUUUGUCUUAAUACCAUGGCAGGACAAACUCCCCCAACUACCCAGUGACGAAGGCAAAAAUUCUAGAUUAAACGCAAAUCGCAUGUUAAGGGCGAAAAAGAUUGCGGCUUACGUUGCGGAAAGAUUGGAGCCCCCUUUUAUGACAACUUCAUUCUCCCCUGAGAUCAAAGAAGGCCAGAACCCUCCGAAGCCAGAGGACUGGUUAGAGCUUCUUUGCCACGAUCAGAUUGUACCGCCAGCCAUGACAUUAGCAACCAUACGCUCCUACGUCUGGAAGGCCCAUGGAGACGUGGUGCUUCACUACCGAAGAAGGGAUGGAGCUGGUGUGUCACCGGCCUCGUCCACUACAGCUGUCGAGGUUGAAAAGGAUAGCAAUGGAGAAGAAGGGGCCGUGGACAAUGUCAGCACUGUUCGAUGA